This is a messenger RNA of Kazachstania africana CBS 2517, 1125 nucleotides long. RefSeq lists its product as uncharacterized. The transcript has a single exon. Bases 1 to 1125 code for a protein of 374 amino acids. The record is from RefSeq and is a predicted model, not a curated record. NCBI's taxonomy places the organism in Eukaryota, Fungi, Ascomycota, Saccharomycetes, Saccharomycetales, Saccharomycetaceae.
AUGGGUAUGUUGCUUUUACAUCGAAAGUGCGCUUGUGACAGAACAGUAAAAACUUUCAUAUAUAAAUUACAGAUAAAUUUCCCUUCAAGUAGUACAAGUUCCAAGUUUUUUCACAUAUGUGACCAGCUAGAUAAUAUUAUGAGCAGCUUCUUUUCUUUUCAACAUACGCAAUGGCGCGUGCAGAUGGUUGACCUUUUUUUUCUAAUUGUCGCAUUAGGAUUAGUGAAGCGCAUUGACGCAAUACCGGUCAGAUUGGCAAAAAGAGUGUCAAUCAACAAAUAUGUUACAAAAGCAGGCAUCACAUUUUUCCAAGAAGUCGCUAAUGAUAUAUCUCAAGUAAAAGGUAUAGUUUGCUCAGCUAGUGCUAUCGCUGGUGUGACCGGUUUAAUUGCUGCUGGCUUUGCUGUUUGUGUCGGGACUCUGGUAGUGGGAGCUAUGGCAUCCGCCUUAGCUGCAGGCCUCCGAGAAUAUGCUGCUGAUAGCCAAUGGGAAUGGUAUAAAGGUUCUGCUGAAGUGGGAAAACGAAGUGACGUCGUCAGUUUCGACCUUCCUAAACUUAAUAUGACUUUUUUUGGUGGCCCUGCUGUUACCUCCCAAUAUUAUGAGGUAAUUUCCACCUAUCUUUUGGAGCACACUUCUAAUAUCACAUUUCUGGCUCAAGCACAAACUGGUACUAGUAAUCAAAUUACAAAGCGUGACGAAGGUGACUACUUUGUUACAUGGACAUUUGAUAGGGGAGAUUUCAAUACUACUGUGUAUGCUCGUCCGGAAAGUGUGGCAUCAGCAGCAGCAGCUCUGCUGGACCAUAUAUCUAAUGGUACCACGCUUCAAAAAAGAGAUGAGGGAGAAUGGGCAUCAUUCAAUACUUAUGGAAUGAAUGUUAUUGCCUCAAAUUUAUGGAUGCUUGAUGAAGGUGAACAGAUUGAUGAAGCUGGGCCAGUCGUAGGGAAUUGGAUCACUUCGCAAGUUCAGUCAUGUACAAACAGUCCAGAAUGUUAUGCAGUUGAAAGUAAGUUUUGUCUCGCAAUUGGAGCUAGCUCAACGCCUGGAGAUACGUCAAUUAUUGUAGGCGAAGCUUAUAUUCAAGCAUUUGGAGGCAUAGACAACGAAUGCGACAGCUUAUAA